Molecule: messenger RNA, 2682 nt
Organism: Heterostelium album PN500
Lineage: Eukaryota; Evosea; Eumycetozoa; Acytosteliales; Acytosteliaceae
Product: prespore-specific protein
Exons: 9
Coding region: 1-2682 (893 amino acids)
Biological process (GO): protein refolding; cellular response to unfolded protein
Cellular component (GO): cytoplasm
Molecular function (GO): ATP binding; misfolded protein binding; ATP-dependent protein folding chaperone
Source: RefSeq, a predicted model, not a curated record
AUGCCACCUAAAGACUCAAAAGAAAAAGAAUCAAGUACAGCACCAAUUGUUGCUAUCGAUUUCGGAGCACACAAUACAUGUGUUGGUGUUAUGAAGAAUGACAGAGUUGAAAUAUGUCCAAAUCAUCAGGGUAACAGAACUACUCCAUCAGUGGUGGCAUACGUCAACGAAGACAGACUCGUCGGUGAGGAAGCCAAAGGUCAAAUCGACAGAAAUCCACAAAACACUAUUUUCGAUAUAAAAAAACUUUUAGGUUUAUCAUAUAACGAUUCACUUUUACAGAAAGAAAUUAAAAAAUUACCAUUUAAAGUAUUGGAUGGGGGUGAAGAUAAACCGGUUUCAGUGGAAGUACAAUUUCGUGGAAAAACAACUUUGGUGACACCGGUCGAAGUAGCUUCGCUGAUUCUCUCACAGAUAAAGAUUACCGCUGAAAACUAUAGUGCGCGUUCCGUCUCAAAGUUGAAGAGUGCAUCCGAGCGCGCCAAAAAGAAUCUCUCGAAUAUGACACAGGCAUCGAUUGAAAUGGACAGUCUGUACGACGGACGUGACUUUUUCACGAGUGUGAGUCGUGCCAGAUUCGAGGAUUUGGCUGGCGACUUGAUUCGUGGAUGCAAGCGCACCAUCGAGUCGGCACUGCAGCAGUCGCGCGUCGCCAAAGAACAGAUCGAUCGUAUCAUUCUGGUGGGUGGAGGAUCGUCGAUCCCUUCGGUACAAUCGGUGGUUACCAGCUACUUUGGCGCAAAGGUCGAGUUGCUGCGUUCGAUUUCACCGGAGGAAGUGGUUUGCUAUGGUGCUGCGAUUCAGGCAGCGCUCUUGCAACAACACGGUUCAUCGCUGCCCGACAAGAAGGUGGCCACCGGUUUGCCACUCCCGAUCGAUGUGAUCGAGUCUACCAUCGGUAUUGAAGAUGCCUCUGGCAACAUGAUCCCUAUCAUAGCGGAACAGACCAGAGUACCAGCAAAGAGAGUAUUUUCAUUGGUCAACGAUCAAGACCAACAGAAACACAUUCAUCUCUCUGUUUAUCAAGGAAAUGCACCAACAACAGCCCAAUGUAAAUUGAUUGCCAGAUUUAUUUUCGAUAUUACACCAGCUCCUAAAGGACAAUCUAAAAUUCAAAUUAAAUUCGAACUUGAACCUUCAGGUGUUUUAAUGUUCGAUUCAACAGCUUCAUAUUACAAAUUUAUGAUAACACCAGGAGGAUCAACUAAAUCUACAGAGAAUGAUUCUAAAAAGUCAAAGAGAAAGUGGGUUCCUUCAAGGAAUCAGUUUGUAGAUAGUAGCAGUAGCAAUUGGAGACAAAACGAUCCAAACUACAGAGAUCGUGCACAGGAACGUAGAAAGGGAAAUGAAGAUCAACAUAAACCUAUCGGUUUAGAUUUCAAACAGCUUGCAAAAGAUCGUGAAGUUUUAAAACAAAAUCAACAACAACAACAACAAGAAGAAGAAACAAAUAAUGAAUCACAAACUAAAAGUAAUAAUAACAGUGUAAAACAGAGAAAUAGUAAUGAUAGACAUGAUGACGUCGAUUCAACUACAAAGAAACAACUAAAGUUAAACUCACAGCUUGCUCAAAAUAUAUACAAGACUAUUCAGUAUGUCGAAAUGGUAAAGUCGAAUCAAGUGAAGAGCAAACAGUCGUUAAAGAAAACAGAGAACUUUCUGCCUGGCAGAAUGUCGUACGUCUUUGAUCUAGAUUCUCAUUUCUCACAAUAUCUACCAAAUACAUCAAUCUUUAGUAAAGAUGAUUGUCCUCCACAGGGAGAAUAUAUAUCAUGUAAAAUAGAUACAUCUAUUACAAAGAAACUUUCAAAGUUAUUAUCACCAAAUGAACAUCAAAAUGAUAAUGAUAAUAAUAAUAAUAAUAAUAGUAGCAAUAAUGAGAAUAAUAAUAAAACAACAAAACAGACAGAGAAGUAUGAAUCAGAUGAUGAUAUCUUUUCAGAUGCAGAAGAGUAUAUUUGUGAGAAAAGUACUAGUUCAACUACAACCAACACAGCGGAAAGUAAGAGAGAAAACUAUUUUAAGAGUGAAAAGAGUGAAUCGUUGUAUCCAAUGUUUAGCAAUGAAGAAGAGGAUGCUGAUAAAAGAGAUAGAGAUGAUGAUGAUGAUAAAUCAAAUGAUGUACAAGGUCCGUCAAGUUACAAAGGUCACUACGAUGAAGAUGAUGAAGAAGCAUAUCCAGAUACUGAUAGAAACUAUGAUAAUAAUAAUAAUAAUGAUGAUGACGAUGAAGAAGCAUACCCUAAUACAGACCAGAAUUAUGAUAAUAACUAUAAUGAUGAUGAAGAUGAAGAAACAUAUCCUGAUACCGAUCAUAACUACCAAGAUAAUCGUUCACCAGUACAUUCAUCAUCAUCGGAUUCGGAUUCAGAACCAGAGUUUGAAUUACCAGAAUCAUUUAAAAGAAAAAUGGAUGAUGGAUAUUCUGAUGUUUAUCAAUCAUAUGAAGGUUUCCAAAACAAAAUCGGUGAGAAAUCAAAAGAAUUGGAUUUACUUAAAGAUUCAUUAAAAGAAGAAAAACCUUCAAAGAAACAAAAAACAAAAAAUAUUGAUGGUAAAAUCCAGAAACAAUUGUUUCAAAUCGAUAAGGUUAUGAAAGAGAAUGCAAAGAAAGAAGGUGCAAAAUAUUUUAAUGUUCUGGAAAAAAGAAAACAAAAAAGAAAACAAAAAAGAAAACAAUAA